AUGGCACAGAAAUCAACAAUAGCGAGGGAAAAAACACUUGGGCUAGAGCAUCCCGACACUCUGACUAGCAUGGCCAACCUAGUGUUGAUUUACUUAGAUCUAGGACGAUGGAAGAAAGCCGAAGAGCUAGGCAUGCAGGUGGUAGUGACCCGAAAGCAGGUGCUUGGGAUAGAUCAUCCUGACACUCUGAACAGCAUGGACAGUCUAGCAUCGAUCUACCGGAGCCAGGGACGAUGGAAAGAGGCUGAAGAGCUAGGGUUACAAGUAGUUGGGAUUAGCAACCAGGUGCUUGGGUUAGAACAUCCCGCUAUUCUGACUAGCAUGGUCAACUUAGCAUCGACCUACCAGAGUCAGGGACGAUGGAAGGAAGCCGAAGAGCUAGAGGAGCAGGUUCUAGAGACUAGCAAACGGGUGCUUGGGCUAGAGCAUCCCUCAACUCUGAUCAGAAUGCAAUACCUGUCAUUGACCUACGAGCACCAGGGACGAUUGAAGGAAGCUAAACAGCUGGGGGUGCACGCGGUGGAGACCAGCAAACGGGUGCUCGGGCCAGAGCAUCCCGACACUCUGCUCAGCAUGGCCAAGCUUAUCUUGAUCUUGGAGUCAUUAGGUCAAGAUGAAGCUGCUUUCCAGUUGAAGACAGAAUACGCCCGACUCCGCCGCCUAAAUUAG
Messenger RNA from Penicillium riverlandense, 669 nucleotides. RefSeq lists its product as uncharacterized. Bases 1 to 669 code for a protein of 222 amino acids. The record is from RefSeq and is a predicted model, not a curated record. NCBI's taxonomy places the organism in Eukaryota, Fungi, Ascomycota, Eurotiomycetes, Eurotiales, Aspergillaceae. Gene Ontology annotation, molecular function: kinesin binding. Gene Ontology annotation, cellular component: membrane-bounded organelle; kinesin complex; cytoplasm. The transcript has a single exon. Gene Ontology annotation, biological process: microtubule-based movement.